Molecule: messenger RNA, 3056 nt
Organism: Cuculus canorus (common cuckoo)
Lineage: Eukaryota; Metazoa; Chordata; Aves; Cuculiformes; Cuculidae
Gene: CLPB
Product: ClpB family mitochondrial disaggregase
Exons: 16
Coding region: 69-2990 (973 amino acids)
Biological process (GO): cellular response to heat
Cellular component (GO): cytoplasm; mitochondrion
Molecular function (GO): protein binding; ATP hydrolysis activity; ATP binding
Source: RefSeq, a predicted model, not a curated record
UUGGCUUGCCAGUAGGCCCGGCGCGGUUGGGAGGGGGUAAGGCGGCCUCGGCGGGGAGCGAAGGGACGAUGCUGACCUCCCUGGCGGCCCGCCCGCCGCCGCCGCCGGGGCUGGCGCGGCUCCUCCGGGCUCGUUUGUCGUUGUCGCCUUCGCGACGGGGCCGCGGGGCCUGGCGGGAGACGGCGGAGGGGAGCGGGGCCGCAGGGCCGAGGCUGAGCCCAUCUGGGGCCGCCGGGGGGCGCCGCGAGAGCGCGUUGAGCGCGGGGCUCCAGAGGAGGGCGGAGGCCCAGGGGGGGCGGCAGCGGGAACGGGGGGACCCCCCGGCCGUGGGACGAGGAGCCCCCCAAGCUAUGGGGCGAGGAGGCCCCCCAACUGUGGGGCUCAGCCUUAGGGGCUCCCCCUUGUCUGUGGGUCCAGACCCUGAGGGCUCCCCCUUAGCCAUGGGGCUCAGCUCUAGGGGCUCCCCUUUAGCCAUGGGGCGAGGAGCCCCCCAAGCUAUGGGGCUCAGCCCUAGGGGCUCCCCCUUAGCCAUGGGGCGAGGAGCCCCCCAAACUAUGGGGCUCAGCCUUAGGGGCUCCCCUCUAUCUGUGGGUCCGGAUCCUGAGGGCUCCCCCUUAACCAUGGGGCUCAGCCUUAGAGGCACCCCUUUAGCCAUGGGGCGAGGAGCCCCCCAAGCUAUGGGGCUCAGCCCUAGGGGCUCCCCCCUAUCUGUGGGUCCGGAUCCUGAGGGCUCCCCCUUUACCAUGGGGCUCAGCCCUAAGGGCUCCCCACUUUCUGUGGGUCUGGACCCUGAGGGCUCCCCCUUAGCCAUGGGGCUCAGCUCUAGGGGCUCCCCUUUAGCCAUGGGGCGAGGAGCCCCCCAAACUAUGGGGCUCAGCCCUAGGGGCUCCCCCUUAUCUGUGGGUCCGGACCCUGAGGGCUCCCCCUUAACUAUGGGGCUCAGCUCUAGGGGCUCCCCUUUAGCCAUGGGGCGAGGAGCCCCCCCAGCUAUGGGGCUCAGCUCUAGGGGUUCCCCCCGUGCAUUAGGGGACCCCCCGCUAACUGUGCCCCCUCCCCCACUGUCUAUGGGUCCCGCCCCACCUCAGUUUUUGGGGUUCUCUACACUCAAUAUGGGUCCAGGCUCCCCCCCGGCCAUGGGACUCAUCUCCCAAGGUCCCCCCCUGGUUUUUGGGGUCCCCCACGUUACCGAUGGGCGCUCCCCCCCGGCCUCGGAGCCCCCCCGAGCAUUCCGGGGUGAUAAGCGUUGGUGCGGCAGCGGAGGAGACCCCGGAAAACAUCGGAGCCCCCCGAGAGCAGCCGUGCCGGCGGUCCUGGCAGCACUGGCCUUGUGCUACUUCAAAGAGCAUCGCUCCAAGGAAGACGCUCUGCUGGAAGCGGUGAGGAUCAACGACCUUUCGGAAGUCACCAGGUUGUUGGAAGACGGUGUAGAUGUCAACGCGAGGCACAGGCUCGGCUGGACUGCCCUCAUGGUGGCCGCCAUCAGUCGGAAUUCCAGUGUGGUGAAGAUCCUUCUGGCGGCCAACGCGGAUCCGAACCUCGGAGACGAUUUCAGUAGCGUCUAUGAGACGGCCAAGGAGAAGGGUCUCCAUUCCUUGGAAGUCCUCGUCACCCGAGAAGAUGACUUCAACAACCGCCUGAACGUCAGAGCCAACUUCAAGGGCUGCACAGCCCUCCACUACGCCGUCCUGGCCGAUGACUACCUGACCGUCAAACUGCUGCUGGAUGGAGGUGCCGACCCUCUCCAGAAGAACGAAAUGGGACACACGCCUCUGGAUUACGCCCGGGAAGAGGAGAUCAAGAACCUCCUGAAGGCCUCGGAGAUCAAGUUCCAGGAGGAGCAACGACGGAGAGAAGCGGAGGAACGCCGGAGGUUUCCGUUGGAGCAACGGCUGAAGGAGCACAUCAUCGGGCAGGAGAGCGCCAUCGCCACGGUGGGAGCAGCCAUUCGGAGGAAGGAGAAUGGGUGGUACGACGAAGAGCAUCCGCUGGUCUUCCUCUUCUUGGGAUCGUCGGGAAUAGGGAAGACGGAAUUGGCCAAGCAGACGGCCAAGUACAUCCAUAAGGACAUCCAGAAGGGUUUCAUCCGGUUGGACAUGUCGGAAUUCCAGGAGCGACACGAGGUGGCCAAAUUUAUCGGUUCUCCGCCGGGAUACGUUGGCCACGAAGAAGGUGGACAGCUCACCAAAAAGCUCAGGCAGUGUCCAAACGCUGUGGUCCUCUUCGAUGAGGUCGACAAAGCCCAUCCAGAUGUCCUCACCAUCAUGCUUCAGCUCUUCGAUGAAGGACGGUUGACCGACGGCAAAGGGAAGACCAUCGACUGCAAAGAUGCCAUCUUCAUCAUGACCUCCAACGUGGCGAGCGAGGAGAUCGCCCAACACGCGCUGCAGCUCCGCCGCGAAGCCCUGGAGAUGUCCAAGAAGAAGAUAGCGGAAAACUUAGAUGACGUCCAAGCGACGGAGAAGGUCACCAUCUCGAAGCAGUUCAAGGAGAAGGUCAUUCGCCCCAUCUUGAAGGCUCACUUCCGACGGGAUGAAUUCCUGGGAAGAAUCAACGAGAUCGUCUAUUUCCUCCCUUUUUGCCAUUCGGAGCUGAUCCAAUUGGUCAAUAAAGAGUUGGAAUUUUGGGCCAAAAAGGCGAAGGCGAGGCACAACAUCACUCUCCUUUGGGAUCGGGAAGUCAUGGAUGUGUUGGCGGAUGGUUACAACCUCCACUACGGCGCCCGUUCCAUCAAACACGAGGUGGAACGUCGCGUUGUGAACCAGUUGGCGGCUGCCUACGAGCAGGAUCUGCUGCCGAGGGGCUGCGUCUUACGGAUCGCCGUGGAAGACUCGGAUAAACAGCUGCUGAAACCCAAGGAUAACGCUCCUUCCGGAGCGGAAAAUGCCAAAAUUCCCACCCUUCGCUUGGAAAUCGUGGAGAAGGACAGCAAAGCCCGAAAAUUGGACAUCCAAACGCCUCUGAACCCGGAAAACAUCUCCUACUUCUUGUAGGCAACAACGGGCGCUUCCGGAACUUCUCCGGAAGAAACUACGGAAUUCCGGUGAGAGCAGAGGCGA